Molecule: messenger RNA, 2049 nt
Organism: Anopheles stephensi (Asian malaria mosquito)
Lineage: Eukaryota; Metazoa; Arthropoda; Insecta; Diptera; Culicidae
Product: protein LTV1 homolog
Exons: 6
Coding region: 446-1933 (495 amino acids)
Biological process (GO): ribosomal small subunit export from nucleus; ribosomal small subunit biogenesis
Cellular component (GO): preribosome, small subunit precursor; nucleus; cytosol
Source: RefSeq, a predicted model, not a curated record
CAUUGCAAUAAGCGAAGGUGUGCCGUAGCUCCUCCGAUCACUUCUUUUCCUUUUGCUCCAUCUCUUCCAGCGCUUUCAGCAGUUCCUGAUCGUGGCGCUCCCGUACAUUGCGGAUGCACUUUUCGAUUUCGGCUCGAUGCUGCGGGUUCUCUGGCGGGUACAGUUGCCGCCUAGUAUCGGUUACCCACUUCUCGAAGUAUUCCGGCUGAUUGAACCAGUGGAACAUUGCCACCGGGAAGGUCAUAUAAAGUGCCAUUUUGCCAAUUUCCAACGCCCAUCCUCCCAUUUCGAACGGUCCGGCCGCUGCAAGUGCACAAAGUUUCGUGAAGUUCGCACGCCAGCACGAGUUUUCUUUCUGCGCGAUAGAAAACUUUAUUUUCUGCGUUGUUUAUUAACCACAAACGGCAAUCCCGGUAGUGAGCAGUGUCCAAGGCCCUCAUAAACAAUGGGUAAGAAAAAGUUUAUCGACAAAAAGACUGCGGUCACUUUCCGCCUGGUAAACCGUAGCCAGCACGAUCCGCUGUACGUGGAUGAAACGGCUCCACAGCACGUACUGGUACCGGUGCGUGUGCCGCCAAAGUACGCGAAUUUGGUUGCCAACAGUACCCGUCCGGUGGCCGAAGGGAAGAUUGAUGCGGCAAAACGGAGGAAAGAGCAAGCAAAGUACGGAAUCUUCUUCGACGACGAUUACGAUUAUCUGCAGCAUCUCAGGGAGCCGGACCGUAAUGAAGUGGUUUGGGAACCGGUAAAUGCGAAAGCUUCCACCAAGCAGCAGCCCAUCAAACCCGAAACAAAUGACGAAGAGGAUGUCCGCAUCAAGCUGCCCAGUUCGGUGUUCGCUUCCGAGUUUGAAGAAAAGGAUGGUAUCAUGAAGAAGGCGGCCGAGGUGACGCGCGGUCCCCGUCCAGACUGGGAUCCGGACGUAGUGGCCGCGCUGGACGAAGACUUUGAUUUCGCCGAUCCCGACAACGCGUUGGAGGAUAAUUUCAUGGAGCUAGCGAUGCAGCCGGGCGACGGUGAUGACGAUGAGGAUGAUGAUUUCGGCGGCGAUUUCGAUGGCGAAGGCAUGGAACAUGAGUUCGAUUCGGACGAUAUGGAUGACGCUUACUCGGACGGGGAGGAACGGGAUGGGCUGGGACCGCUCGAGGAUGGUUUCGGCAGGGAGGAAACAAAGUCACGCUUUACCGAAUACUCAAUGUCUAGCAGUGUGAUCCGGCGCAACGAGCAGCUAACGUUGCUGGACGAUCGAUUCGAAAAGUUCUACGAGCAGUACGACGACCCGGAGGUGGGACCGCUGGACUGCGAGGAAAUCGAAGGGUACGUGGAAACGAACGACGACGUACUGUUGAACUGUGCGGAAGAGUUCAAGCGCAAUCGGGAUUUAAAGCUCGAUACCGAGUUCGAGAAGCAGUGGAUCCGUGCGCGUCUUUCGAAGCUGCAAGAGGAACAGUCCGACGAGGAGGAGGUCGACAUGGUAGUGGAGGUUGGGGAGCAAAAAAAGUGGGACUGUGAAAGUAUCCUGUCCACGUACAGCAACAUCUACAACCACCCGAAGCUGAUCCAGGAACCAAGAAAGGCACGCAAAAUUCUCAUCAAUCCCAAAACGGGUCUGCCCGAAAAUGUGCUCGGUGCAGAGGGCGGUAAGCUGACGAUGAAAUCCAUUGCCAAGCUCGAACAGGGCGAAAGCGAUAAACCAACCGGUCCAAAAUCUCUCUGCGACGGCAGUGUCAUCUCCACCCUGAGCGUGCUCUCGAUCCGGCCCAAGGAUGAAACGCCCGAGGAAAAGCGUGAGCGGAAAAAGCUGCUCAAAGAGUACCGUGCCGAGCGUAGGAUAGAGCGCAAGGCAAACACACUCGCAUUCAAGCUGGAAAAGCAAAUGCAGGAAAAGAGCAAGAUUAACGGCAACGCAAUUUCGGCCCAAAGGAUCGUCUGAGUUUGGCGAGCACGGGCGAAUUGUUUUGUGAAAGCCUUUCCAUCUAUGUUACUUGUAUUAAAACUGCAGUUUGCUUUUGCUUCCAUGUAAAAAAAAUAUAUUCGCUUAAUUUUCCA